AGGCGGGACCGCAGGGGGUUGUCCGCCCGCGGCACGCAUUGGAGCCGCAGCCUCCUUGCGCCGGGUCCCGCGGUCGCAGCUCGUGCCGCCUCCUUCUCGUCCUCGCCUCGGCAGCUCGCGACGUGGGUCGGUCCCUCCGACACACGAGCUCCAAGCCGCUCUUCUCUUUCCCUAAAGCCCUUCAAGGCGGGUCUUCGGUUUCCCUUCUUUCCAGCCGACCCUCUUCAGCCUCGUGAAGAUGGUGGACCGCGAGCAACUGGUGCAGAAAGCCCGGCUGGCCGAGCAGGCGGAGCGCUACGACGAUAUGGCCGCGGCCAUGAAGAACGUGACAGAACUGAAUGAACCACUGUCCAAUGAGGAACGGAACCUCCUGUCGGUGGCCUACAAGAACGUGGUUGGGGCUCGCCGCUCCUCCUGGAGAGUCAUCAGCAGCAUCGAGCAGAAGACGUCUGCAGACGGCAACGAGAAGAAGAUAGAGAUGGUCCGAGCCUACCGGGAGAAGAUCGAGAAGGAGCUGGAGGCCGUGUGCCAGGACGUGCUGAGCCUGCUGGACAACUACCUGAUCAAGAACUGCAGCGAGACCCAGUACGAGAGCAAGGUGUUCUACCUGAAGAUGAAAGGGGACUAUUACCGUUACCUGGCAGAGGUGGCCACCGGGGAGAAAAGGGCGACUGUGGUGGAGUCGUCUGAGAAGGCCUACAGCGAAGCCCAUGAGAUCAGCAAGGAGCACAUGCAGCCCACCCACCCCAUCCGGCUGGGCCUGGCACUCAACUACUCCGUUUUCUACUAUGAGAUCCAGAACGCCCCGGAGCAAGCAUGCCACCUGGCCAAGACCGCCUUCGAUGAUGCCAUCGCCGAGCUCGACACUCUGAACGAGGACUCCUACAAGGACUCCACUCUGAUCAUGCAGCUGCUCCGAGACAACCUAACGCUCUGGACGAGUGACCAGCAAGACGACGACGGCGGCGAAGGCAACAACUAAGGCCCAGGUGGACUGGCAGCGCACGCUGAUGCUACUACUGCAGUCUUUAUUUUUUCCCAUGAGUUGGGGGUCGGGUGGGGGAGGGGAAAGGGAGGGCUGACCUUCCCAGGGAGAAACCCACGACUGUCCUGUCUUUGAUUGCCUCUUUGACAUUUUUGCCAAAAUACCACUAGUGGAAAGUCAGGCUAGCUAUGCUGGUAUCGGAGUAGCAGCCUCACACAGGCAUCCAGACUGUUGUGCAGGCUUGUGCAAGUGGAGCUGUCUGCCUUUAGUUUAACUUAUUGCUAGACGGUAGGGUUCUAAGAAGAAAAACCGGAGAUGGAUGGCCCUCAUUCAGUGCGUUCUGUGGUUCCAGUAAGGAUUCUGUCCACACGCUCUCGUCUUCAGUUCCAUGGCUGUUCUCUCUGUUGCUGUGCUCUCUCGCGCGCUCUCUCCCUCUCUCUCUCUCUUUCCUUCUCCCUCUCCCUCUCUCUCUCUCUCUUCUCUUCUCUCUCUUUCUCUCCUCUCUCUCCCUCUUUCCCUAGGGUGUAAAGUUAUAGUUUAAAUUACCCAACUGGACAGGCUUAGAGUGGAAGGCACAACCUUUGUAGAUGAGUCAGACAUGGCCCUGUAUUUGGAAGUCCCCGACGGGUUGACAGUAUUAACACUAAAUUCUAGUUUACAGUAUUUCUACAUGACAGCCAUACAUGACACCAAGCCAUGGGUUCUGAGUUUUCCCUUGUCAGUUCGGCUUUACAUCUGUCCUGGUUGGUCUGGCUGUUCAUCAGCUCUAAACGUGGGGAGAGUUGGAGCUUCCCGUUAGGUUUUGGUUGAUGGGUGCUUGGCGGAGGCUGUGGGGAAUACUUUCUUUUUGGUUCUUCUUUACUCUUUAAGGCAAUCCCAUCACAAAAAUAGAAACCUUUAAGUAUCACACACGCACACACACAGAGAAAACGGAGAAAAUUCAGGUCUGUAUGUCAUUUAUCAGAGACACCUGCUCUCAGCAGCCAGGGCUCCGUCUCAGUGUCACUGCCUGUUGAAUGUUCCUCGGCACCCGAGUCUACCCUGCACCUUGUGCCAGCAGCAUGCAGGUGUCCCGAGGCAUCCGACUGGAGUGUAGAGGGUAGGAGGUUAUCAACAAGACGUGGAGCAUCCCUGCCAGCAGCUGAGCCAACAGGAAACCCACUAGGAAGAGGCAGUUCAUUGGAGGGAGCCUGGUUCCUAAGCCAGUUGUCCCUCCAGCCCCCUGCACUCCUUUCCCAAGUGCUUCUUGGAGGGUAGCCAGGGUCAGCAGGAGCCUGAGCUUUCCUGGCCUGCAGUUUUGAAUGAAAUCAUAGUUGUUGAGAUUGGCUUCUCUCAUGAGGUUGCUGCACAUGUGACAUUGAAGGAAGCCAUGCUGCUCUGUCCUACAUGGUCCGUCUCAGCCCUAGGUCCCUCAUUCUCACUGUGGAUAAACCUUUCCAUAAACAUGCCCUAUUGCAUGCAGAGUGUGCAGUUUAUGUCUUCUGGAGAACCCAUGGUCUCAUGGGUUCCCAAGAUGGGCAGCGCCCAAAACUUGCUUUCCUUGUCUUCAAAGGCCCAGCAGCUACUUUGUCUCUUACCGAAGCCAAGCUCCCACUUAAGCUGAGUAACUUAACGGGAUGCUGGUGACGUAGCUGGAAAGAAUGAUGCCCCUCUGCACAGCCCUCCUAGCAUGCCCUUCCUCAGAGGCCCCUCCUCAUGCUAGUGUGUGAGUCCCACACUGAGACCCAUUGAAGACCACAGGGAGGAAGCUAGGCCACCAGAGCCAUGGACGGGGUCGGUGGGGCUUCGCCUGGUGGUUUGUCUCCAUGUCCGCAGUGAGCAUGUCCGUGUCCCGCUUGUACUGUUUGGAAAUGACCUACUGGAAUUGCAAAACCGAGUUUCUCUUUACAUUUCAGCCUUGACCUUUGCUGUGUUCUAGAAAAAUCAUGUGAGGGUAGAACUGAAGAGGGAGAGCGGGAGACCUGACUCGAGCUGGAUGGUCCUUCUCCUCCCUUUACUGUUGAGAAGCGCACCUGCCUCUGAUGCUGUCUCCAGGGCCGCCCGCGGUUGCUCCUCCAUCCUAUUGAUACAGUAUUGUGCAUGCUGGUGUUGUAUUUCUAUACGGUAGCUUGACAUUUAUUAACUUACACUGUAGGUGUUAUGUAUUCCUAUGACAAAAAAACUUAAGACUUCAAAUUUUUUUUUAAACUUUUUUUUUUUAAUUUAAUUCUUUCCUUUCAGGGGUAAAGUUUGCUUUACCAAAUAGUGAUUGUAACAAAUUGAUCUGUUUUGGAUGUUGCUAUAGUGACAUGCAGUUCUAUAUUUUGUUUUUCAGGGGGGAGGGGACAAAAGAAACACCAGUGUUAGCUUACUCUUAAUGUCUGGUGUUUGUCAUGGUGAAAUUAUAACUAUUACAGUGUAGGAGAACGCCGCGGACGUUCUCUGAACGCGCCUCUGUGCUUUCUCGUCAUGUUAUGCAGUGAAACUAUUUUUAAGGUCUAAUCAAGUGAUUUUUCCCCCUACUCCGUGUUUCGCUAAGGAAUUAUUUCACACACGGACCAUUCUUAGCAGUUUCCUCAGUGAUGGAAUAUUCAUGAAUGUGAGUCAUUAUGUAGCCGUCGUACAUUGAGCAAAAUAAACUUACAGAUCUGA
Molecule: messenger RNA, 3616 nt
Organism: Mastomys coucha (southern multimammate mouse)
Lineage: Eukaryota; Metazoa; Chordata; Mammalia; Rodentia; Muridae
Gene: Ywhag
Product: tyrosine 3-monooxygenase/tryptophan 5-monooxygenase activation protein gamma
Exons: 2
Coding region: 239-982 (247 amino acids)
Biological process (GO): signal transduction
Cellular component (GO): cytoplasm
Molecular function (GO): protein kinase C binding
Source: RefSeq, a predicted model, not a curated record